Molecule: messenger RNA, 933 nt
Organism: Paramecium octaurelia
Lineage: Eukaryota; Ciliophora; Oligohymenophorea; Peniculida; Parameciidae
Source: the annotation of a GenBank genome assembly
CUUGAAAUGACUGAGAAUACUACGGCAACAAAUGUUAACUGGGCAGAAAUCUCAGAUGAUGAAGAUUAAGUUUAACCUGUUGUUGAGAAGACUCCAGAUUAAGAAACUUAGCCAACUGCUCAACAAUCCGAAUAAAAUAAGGAGUUAAAGAAAUAAGCAAAAAAGCCUUAUCAUAAUAAAAAUAAACCAGAAUGGGUCAGAUUGAAAGAGUUAUAGAAGAAAUAAGCAGAGUAAAUAUAAAAAGAGCAAUAAGCAGCAUUGGAGGCAAGAAGAAUUAAACCUAGUGUAAUGAUGCAAUGUUAUUUUUAGAAAAACAAUUUUCAAGGUCUAAUGUACAAUAGUGACGAUGAAAAUGAAUAAUAAGAAUAAUAGGAGUAGAAAACUUAAGAGGAUUCUACCACAUAAUAAGUACAAGAAUAACAAGUAGAGGAAAAGCAAGAAUAAGUAGACUAAUAUCAAAGUAAUGUAUUGUUGAUAAUGCGAAGUAUUGAAAUAAAAGCAGUUGUAGGAAGAAGAUAAAUAGUAAUAGUCAAAAAAAAAGGAAUAAAAAAAGAAAGAGACAGAAGAUCUAGAUGCAAUAUUAAAUGAAUUAGGUUUUACGUAAAAAGGGGAUUCUAAGGAAGAAGCAGUUCAAGAAAAAAAGAAGAAAAAGAAAAAUAAAAAUAAAGAAUCAGUACCUACAGAAAAAUAACCAGAACUGCCUUAGUAGUAACAAUAAUAUUACUAAUAAUAAACUGAAUAAACAAAUAACAACGAGAAGGCUGACAUAAAAAAGGUUUUAGCAGAAAAAGCAAAAAAGCAUUAAACAGGCACACAUUAAGUGGAUAAAGUAUAAUCAAAAAUAUAGUAUAGGACUUAGAGAGAGUGAAACAAGAAAUUGAAAAGAGAAACUAGAAAUCGAAAAAGAACAAGAAAUAAGAUUUAGAUCUUUGA